Molecule: messenger RNA, 1617 nt
Organism: Anisakis simplex (herring worm)
Lineage: Eukaryota; Metazoa; Nematoda; Chromadorea; Rhabditida; Anisakidae
Source: the annotation of a GenBank genome assembly
GAUUUUCGAACUGGUGUAGAUACUGUGUCGCGCAGAACCACAUUGGGCUUCAAAACUGGUGUGUUCCAGCCCUUCAAAGAUGCUACAGCGCUGGACAGCAUGAAGACGCGAGUCACCCAUCUUGUCACCGCGCCCACCACAUCCUACCUGUGGAUCGAGAACGCCCAGCUGGCCGUUAAUGGUGUGUUGGAGAAAGACGAAUUGAAGAUACCUGAACAAACGCCAACCAUUCGUCCGUCACAACGUGAACACCAGGUCAUGAGAUUGUUGUCAGUUGAAACGCGGUUGUCAUCGAGAGGCGUCGCAACGCGACGUGUCAGGCUCACACGUCUACCAGAAGUGAUGAUAACGCAAAUCAUGCGUUUCGAAUGUGCCGAUGGACGAGUUGUGAAAAUUGACAGCAGAGUGCAUAUACCGCGGACCAUCAACAUCGCGGCGCUAACAUCUGGCGUGGAAGCUGCAAAGUAUUCCUUGAGAGCGGUAAUUAUGCACAUUGGUGGCGUGGAAGCAGGACACUAUACCGUCGUUGUACGUUCGCGAGAGGGUUAUGUGCACUGCGACGAUGCGGACGUGAGGAACAUAUCAAGAGCUGAAGCCCAGGAGUUAAUUGACACGAACGCAUAUAAGGCUAAGCUGUUCCCUUCGGUUUUUCGUCACUUAUGUGCAAAAUGUCCGAUGAACCGAGCUUCAAGAUGUAUCACAGCUAUCACAGGAUUGGUGGAUACAUGCCCUAUAUAUCUCAGCUCUAUCGCCGGAGACCCUGGAAAUAUGGAUCGAUUCAGUGGUACCGUGUUCAUCGAGUGGAAUCGGCUCCGCUACAACGCUCAUGCGAUUAACAAAUCAUUCACGAUCAAACACACACGAUCUGUAUGCAAAGUUGACGCUAGUAAAAGUCGUCGAAGAAUGUCGAAGUCAGCUGUGCCGAAGUGCAAACUUUUGAGGCAAUACGACGUGGAAAAGGCCCCUCAAGAAAUCGGUGCAUGCCCAUAUGGUAUAUCAUUCAAAAGUUUCGUCAUUCACGACGUUCCAGAGAAGAUACGGGCUUCACCAUCGAAAACGACUUCUGCCACGGCGACUCACCAGUUCGCCUAUGAGCGUGUACCAUUGCGGCGAACGACAUGUGCGGAGUGCGAUGUACGCGCCUCUACUAGUGCCGCAAACCCCCCUGCUGUCGAUCCCAUCUUCCUCAAGAACACUGAUGUAGAGAAGUGCUUCGAUAUAUCGGAUGACGAAAAGUUCGCAGGUUACAUCAACAAAGGAGUUGAAGGGAAACGUAGUGCAGUUGCACUUGAAAUGGCCAAAAGAGGAAUGUAUCGCGGGCUCUAUAUCGACCAGCACCACCUAUUACGUCAGUUGAGGGACGCGAUCACUGAGGACGUUAAUACCACCGGCUUAUCGGAUGCAAGCCUGUUCCUGAUGAGGAGCCGGAGGAGAUUAGGUGAAUCCGUAUUUUUUCUGCUGAAAACAAUCCGCAAGAUUGCGCCUGGAGAAGAGCUGCAAUGGAAUUAUGGACGAGAGUUCGAUUUUGGACCGAUGAAAACAUGCCCAUGUCAAGUGUGCAAAGGAGCGUGCCACUGCAAAACGUGCCAAGGGAAGCAGCCGCAUGGAACGGUAUGA